Molecule: messenger RNA, 2709 nt
Organism: Stylonychia lemnae
Lineage: Eukaryota; Ciliophora; Spirotrichea; Sporadotrichida; Oxytrichidae
Source: the annotation of a GenBank genome assembly
AUGAAAGCUCCUCAAGGUCCCUCGUGCAUUACUUAACCUGAGUAAACCUCGACUCUUACUGCUAACAUUUAAACUUUAUUUUUACUUGGGAAGUUUUAUUCUGAGUCAUUUCUAAUUGUAUUUGAAGCUACAGAGAAUCUUGAUUUCUAAAAGCACUAACACACAUUUACUUAGAGUUCAUUGAAAAGUCUGAAUGAAUAAACGCUACCUACCUAAUGCGAUAGCUACCAAAAUAUUGGAAUUAUAAAUUACAAUUAACUUCAAAAUCAAAUUUACACAAUAGGAUAUCCUUAAAGAGAGUUUAUAUUUGAUUAAUUCACAUACUCAGUAGCCUGUAAAGAAGCGCUCUAAUUUUAAUAUACAGCUUCUCUAACUGAUCUAAACCCACUACCAAGUUAUGUAUAAUUCUAAACAUUAGCUGCAGGAGGUGGAAAAUUUCUUGUCUAAUCAACAGACCCGAAUACUGUAGGGACAUAUAGAAUAAAAUUGACUGGGAAUUUAAAUAAUUUGUAUCAAAACAGUUACGAAUUCGAUUUAAUAUUUUCAAACCCCAUAGAACUAAAUAUACCACCUUAUUUUGAAUCUGAUCUAAGUAAAACACUAAUAAUUGAAGCGGGUUCAUAACUUCACUAUGAUUUACCCACAAUUAAGGAUAAAAAUAUUGAGGACUAUGUCAUCUUAAGCUUAAGAUUAUAGUUGAAAGAUGAAACACCUAGGUUCCUUUAAUAUAGCAAGAAAAGAUUAACUUUGAGACCAGAAUUUUUAGAUAUAGGGGAACAUAAAAUUAUUCUUGUGCUUUAGGAUGAUAAUAUUCUCGGUUCUCUUAAAUCUGAAUAUCUAAUGACAUUAAAAGUAAAGCGAACUUAAGAAUAUAGGAAAAAUCCAAUAGACGGUGAAAAGUAAAAUGAGGAUACUGAACAUCAACAAAAUAAUAAUUAUAAUGGAUUUUAUAAUUUGACAGAAAAUUUGGUAAAAGUUAACUCAAACAACAGAGAACCCACAUUGACUAUAGAUGUAGGAGGUGACCUUGACUUAAAAGGGAUUAAUUCCACAAAUAUCGAAAAAUAUCUAGAAAUUAAAGAGAGAGAUGAAACUACGAGAAAUCUAAAGUCUUGGAAUUUUAUUGAACUGAAGAAUGGUACUAUAAAGAUUUUACUUGAUUACUAUGAUGAUAGCAAAGUCUCUAUUUUCUAGGACCCUGAUUUUUUGGAGGUGAAAUUUAAAGUUAGUAAAAAUUUAUCAUUCUCAAAGUCUGUAUAAUUGCAAGUCUUAGAUUAAGAUGAUGAUGGAUUAGCAUAGAUAAAUAAAGUAGUCUCAUUAAUGAUUACAAGCUUACUUUACAGUGGAAUUGCCUCUAGUAUUUUAUUUGGCUAUGAAAGUUCUAAUUUUAUUUACUUGAUUGGCUCUGAAUUCGUUUUGAUAUUUCUCUACAUUUUGCUUUUAUUCCUAUAUCUUGUGGUUCAUUAAACUAAAACUAAAUUCGGAAUUAAGAUCAGUGAUUACUUGAAAUCUAUUUUAUUUUUCAAUGUUUUCACAAGAUAUUUCAUAGAAUGCUGUCUUGAGGCAGGAUUCUCCAUAAUAUUAAAUAAGAUCUAUUUCGACAAUCAAUAAUAACGAUUGAUCUUUAUCUUAACUGUUUUCAUGCUUGAAAACUAUUUGGCCGCUUAAAUCUAAAUCUUUAUGAUAAUUAAUCUAAUUUACUUAAUUUACUUAAUAAGCACUAAGCCCAUCAUAGGGACCUUAGAUGUUGAAGUAUUCAAUGAGAUCACUACUUUAAUACUCAAUUAUCUAAUGCUAAUUUAUUCUGACUUCAUUCAAGAUAGUAAUACGAAACAUCAAUUCAGCUACGUAUUUAUUGGAAUUUUCUUGGCAAACAUACUCAUAAACAUUAUUAUCAUAAUUUUCGAAAUCUUUUAAUAAUUAAGAAUUAGGCUUUGCUAUAAAAGAAAAAGACUAGCCAUUUCAAUAAAUAUUAAUAACUUCAAUACAAAUGAUCCACUUAACUAGGAUUAGAUAACGAUUGGAAACAUAAUAGCUUCAACGAAAAAAAGAUAAAUAGAUUUGACUAUAAUUAACGAGGAGAAUGAACAUUACUAGGUAACUGUGGAAGAUCUAGAAAAAGCUGAAGUAGAUAUUAGCUUUUCAAAUUCAAAUUAAAACUAAAACAUUAGUAAAAAAGAAGCUCAACAUAUCGAUGAAUAGUAAUUCAAGUAAAGAGUUCAACCAAGAGGACAUAGAAGGUCAAUGAAUGAUUUAUUUGAAUACGGCAAAGAUGGUUAAAUUCAACAGAAUAUCAUCUAAAGCAGCAGACUUUUGCUAGGUUAUAGGAAUGAGGCGUUGUCUUCUUUAGAUAAUUAUACUAGACCUGUUUUUAGCUAGCUUCACUACCAUUAAGAAUAAAAUAAUAAUUUCUCAUAAUCUCACUAAUACUAGCCAAACUUGGCUAAUGAUCUCUAUAGAGCCAAAAACAUGAACAAUUAUUUUGAGGAUACCUAAUCUUAAUAAGACAACAAUUUCUUAUCAAUUAAUCCAUCCUAAAUUAAUGAUUAGAAGCCAAAAUAUCAUCAUCGAUAUAAUAGCAGUAUGGAAAUUAGAGGAUAGGAUAGCCAUAACAUAUCUGUUUAUUCUGAUGCAUAAGAUUCUGCUAGGGGAUUAAUUCAAAAUAACCAUUAAAAAAAUUCAUCUAGCAGUACUCUCUAUUAUAAAUGA